Messenger RNA from Rasamsonia emersonii CBS 393.64, 2727 nucleotides. RefSeq names its product Ubiquitin thiolesterase (OtuB1). Gene Ontology annotation, cellular component: nucleus. The record is from RefSeq and is a predicted model, not a curated record. The coding region runs from base 1 to 2727 and encodes 908 amino acids. NCBI's taxonomy places the organism in Eukaryota, Fungi, Ascomycota, Eurotiomycetes, Eurotiales, Trichocomaceae. Gene Ontology annotation, molecular function: ubiquitin binding; cysteine-type deubiquitinase activity. The transcript has 11 exons. Gene Ontology annotation, biological process: protein K48-linked deubiquitination.
AUGCCGUUCUCAGCGACAGCACGUCGUCCCUACUUCAAGCCAAUUCACAAGAGUUCCCUUGAUGUCAUGCAAUUGUUUCAUGCGCCAUUUAGUUACAACGGCUCAUACCCUCAUAUAGCACCGAGAGACUAUCUGACAGCGAACAUCUAUAAUAUCAGUUCUGCUGCACCGUCCACAACCAAUAACCCCCUUCAAUUCCUAGAUUUUUCUGUCUGUCACGAUCCCAGGUUUUUGACAAUGGAACCUUUAUCUCGAGAGGAACUGGAACGAUUCCAGAAGCUAUCAAAUGAAUACGAACCAGACAUCCAAGGCCCUUUGGUAUCGGCGAAGCAAUCCAGUCAAGCAAUCUCUGCCGAAUAUGCCAAUGCCGAUCCCAUCCUUGCUGCAAAAACUAGUGCGCUUGCUGUAACACAUCCUUUCUCGCGGAUUAUGAAAGGCGAUGGGAACUGUGGUUGGCGAGCUGUGGCAUUCGGCUACUUCGAAAACCUCUUCGUUCUCCGCGACUCGAUUAAAGUCCAACAAGAGCUCGCACGAAUCAAAUCUUUGAGCCGGAUGCUUGAUCAAGUAGGCCAGCAAGAGCAUCUCUAUGAAAUAUUUGUGGACGCUACCGAGGAUCUCUUGACUCAAAUAAUACACUCGAUACAAAAUGGAGUGACAGACGAGUCUUUCCUAGUGAACGCGUUCAAUUCAGAAUACAACUCGAAUGCCAUCAUCACACACUUCAGGCUCCUGACGAGUGCCUGGAUGAAACUGAAUCCCCAUCGUUACCAAGCUUUCCUGUCGAUCCCACUCGACCAAUAUUGUGCGACAAGAAUUGAGACUGUUAAAAGCGAAAUUGAUGAAGUGGGCCUCCAGGCAUUGGUUGACGGAGUUAUUGAAGGGUCCGGGUUCGCAGUGGAAAUUCUUUAUCUCGACCGAAGCCAUGGUGAUGUCGUGACUCCGCAUCUCUUGUCUCCCAACAGACCCAGCAACGCCACAAUCAGAUUGUUAUAUCGCCCUGGGCAUUACGAUCUCCUCUACUCCGCCGAAGCACCUGUGAAUAUGGCACCUGUGGUCAACUAUCAGUAUGGAAUGAUCACUAACUAUUCCCCUUGGGAUCAAGCCGCAUUGCCUUUCGACGCCAAUCCCCACUUAAUGGCGGUUCCAAAUCUCAUGGUUGAUCCGUCGUUCCCCCCAGCAACCGGUCCGUUGACGCCGGCUUCUCCGCCCACGUACAUGGCAUCCCAAACGAACGAGUUUUAUUCUCCAUCUCUUAGUUCCCCAGCUCCAGUCACGUUGUCGUCUCCCAUUGCGCCGACUCUUCCACUGAGCUCGCUAUCGAGCAAAUCGUCUGAGGGACCUCAGAUCAGACUAAAUCCGCUGGUUAUGAAGUCAAACUUGAGCCACUCACUUCCUGUUACGACCCCUUUCAAGAAUUCGGAAACAUUGACGGAUAAAAAAUGUGCCAUUGCCACAACACCAAGCAAUAACCAAACACUCUUCGGAGAUAAAUUGGAAUUUGAUGUGUUUCUUUCUGGAGACAUCAUCACAGAGCAUAGCUCGGUCAUGAUUCCUACGUGCAUCGGCUGUCAAGAUAGUCGUCGGAUGGGCAAGAACAAAGUCAUAAAAUCUGUCUCCAAAGAUGAAGCCGGAAUGGUCGAGCUUGUUGUGCCCGUGCGUCUCCGACGGGCCAUCCUCCAGAACGACGUCUUGCUGGUCAAGCGCAUCGUGAAGAACAAUCCAUCAUACCUUAGGAAUCCGGAUUUUUCAGAUAAAAGCAACACUUCGCUUCACCUAGCAGCAAUCAAGGGCCAUAUCGACGUAGUGAAACUAACGCUGAUUACUGCCGUGAUCCACACGCAGAAACUUCUAAUAUCCUUUGGUCACGACUCUUGUACUCCUGUUAUCGAUCAAACAGGGUACGAUGCCGCCCCGGGGAUCAGUCUCAAUACCGAUUCUUCCACUGCACUCCACCUCGCUGCUGCUCACUCCAAUGCACUCUGCGUGGACUAUCUCUGCCGCACCUUUCCGCACAUCAUCAAUUGGAGAGAUAAGGACGGAAAGACGGCUCUGAUGCUCGCAGCACAAAGCUCGAAUCCAGCCCACGCGCCAUCAAGUACGUCCCAUGUGCCUCCAAGCGCUCGACUUCGAGCCUUGUCUGCCGGAACCGCAACCGCCUCCGAGGACACGACCACGAUCAGUACCCUUAUCUCACACAACGCAUCUGUGACAUGUGUAGACAACGCGGGAAACACAGCACUCCACUAUGCGAGCGCAUGGGGAAACCUGAAGGCCGUCCGGGUCCUACUCUCUGCGGGAUCCCCUCCACUGGCUCUCAACAAAGCCAAUCACACUCCGCUGGACUAUUCCAUUACCAAACAAGCUGCGCAAUACUUUCAGAGUAUCGUAUCCGACUUGGAGAGGCGGAAGGUGGAUGACCAGCAGACGAAGAAGUUGAAGCUCAACACGGCCCGGGCGGUCGCGUCAGAGGAAAACCGGCCCGUUGGUCGGAUGUCGCCGGUAUCACCUGCACAGGCGAGGGCUAAAGAUGCCUUUGGGAGUGCUGAAUCACCCAGCAAAGUGACACAAGGAAGUGUUCGACUGGUCGUUGAUUCAGACACGGACGACCGUGCGGCUGGUGUAGAUGACGGCGCCAGCAAUGACAUUCAACUCACUGCGAAAAAGAUUGGUAGGUCUUCUACAGAUGAACAGCCAUCUGUUUCUAUAGUGAACAGCGAGACAACAUGA